AGGUGUGGUAUUAAGCGGACAAAAAAAUGUAACAGCAGCCAUGGCAGCUGAGGUUAAAACUGACCUCAAACUUCUUUUGGAAUGUCUUAAAUGCCAUAUGGGAGAUGUUGAAGUACAAAGAGGCACUCUGCUCACCACUGCUGAUGUAUGUUCAAGCUCAGGUGAUGCCCAGGAGUAUUUCAGAGAGUGUGGAGGCAUCAAUUUUGUCUUGAACCUUCUAACGUCAACUGAAGAUGUCAAGUUGAAGAUUGCAGCACUGUAUAUGCUUGGCUGUGCAUGUGAGAAAAAUGUGUUUUCACAAAAGAGACUAUGCACCCCGGCUGUCUUCAAGUUUCUCUACUGCCAGCUGAUAAGUAAAUGGGAGACAAGUGAGAACUUGAGGAGGACCUCGGCAUUUCUCUUGCUGUGCUUGGUCACAAACAAUGGAGAGGGACAGAAUCUUGCCAGGACAUCUCACUGUCUGGAAGCAUUGCUGAAACUCUUCAGGACCUUGUACCCUACAAAUCAACCCACCUCUGGAUCACCGGAUGAAACUUGGAUGGACUCGAAUGCAGAUCAAAAGAGGCUUGAUCUGUGGACUACCGUGACCAGUACCCUGUGUGGCUGUGUCAAUAACCCUCAAAAUGAGGAAAACCAGCUGAUGUGCUCCUCAGCAGCAUUUCCCGCAGCAAUCAACAUCAUAAGCAAGACCAAGAAUCCAACGGUCAUACGACUGCUUUCAUCCUUCCUGUCUCUAACUAUUGCAAAUAACGGAAGCAAUCAAGACAGGUUUGCCAAACUGGGAGGGCUGGAGAUACUAGUGGACCUCCUUCACACCACCAUAGAGGAACUUCUACAGCAGCCAGACCAAGAUGUCAUACAGGCGGCAGUGCAGCUGGCUAACGUAUUUGUGUCUUGUGUCACCGAUUGUGAGCAAAACCACUCCAGGCUUGUGGAUCUGAACCUUGUCCCCAUGCUGGUUCAACUUUUGUCCAUGGACUUCAUCGAGUCGGAUGUCAGACUGAAAGUUAUCAUCACUUUGGGCCAUCUCACUGAAAAAUGUGAGAGGAGCCAGCGUCAGUUGUUAGAGAGUGACGGCUUGAGUCUGUUGGUUCACAUCAUGGCCGACAAUCAAGAUGAAGAAUUCAACAAAGCCGCUAUGUAUCUGCUUACGAGUUGUGUGGAUCUCGUUUCAUGUAUGGAAGAAGAAAGUCUAAAUGCUGGUAAUGGCUUAAGCACCUCAACGAAACCCAAGUCGGCAGACAAGAGGAACAAGGCACGGGCAGAGAGGGAGACUACAUUGAUCCAACUACGCAGGCUACAGCCAAACGCUGAAGAUGUCCCAAGUGGUAUUGCAGCACCAAGUGGACUGCAGAACAACGAACCAGACCCACGUGCAGUUACAGAGGUGGCACCUGCAGUCACCAGCACCAAUACUAACCCAUCAUCACUGUCCAGCCAUAAGAUGAGUGAGACAACUGAGGAUAACGUGAUUAACGAGUUACUGAGACAACUCCAUGAGGAGAAGAGCACAAGAGAACGUCUGGAAAAUGAAAAGAAAGCCUUCGAGAAACGAGAGGAGACUAGGAAGAGGAGCAAAGGGGAGGCUAAGGAGAUGGCAGAGGCAAUCACCUUAGAGCUUGAGAGACAGUACAAGGAACAGGAGCACCUUGAGACACCCAGAGAAAACCAGGAGCGAGACGUUGAACAGAGACCCAAGUCUGUCUCUCCUGUAAAGCAGCUUCCCUCUCCAGCCAUGAAAGAAGUGCAGCAGAGAUUGGAGGCACUCGAAAAGUCCCUGAAUGACAUCAGCAGUAUGGGUAACCAACUGGCAGAGCAGAUUGCCCAAGCCAAGGAGAGAGACCAACCAACCAACAACCAAGACCGACCAAACUCGACGGCGGAUAGAUUCAAGACAUUGUCAGAUUUUCCCCCUCAGACAAAUGAGGACCGGAGGGAAAAUAAUCCAAAUCGAAAUCAGAAGGUGAAAUCAGAACAGUUACAUGACAGAGUAAACAAAUACUUGAGAAGCCUCAAUGAUGGAACGGAAAACGUCGACAAAUCCCAAACGAUGCAGACAGAUGCUCCACUUAAGUCUCCAAACCAAACCAGCCUGUUCAGAGUUCCGUCAUGCCCGGUAAGACGGCAGCACUUGGGAGCAGCCAGACGGAUCGCGACCGACCAACAGUCCCUCCCAAUACCGAAUGUCAUCAAGAUGCGGGGAUCUGAGAGUGGCUUAAGUCACGCAGAGCCUUCCGAGGAAGGCACACUCUACGAGUCUGACACUGAGAGUUGUGUGUCUGGCGUCACAUCCCUGUCCGCUGUGACAGACACCGAAAUGAGUAUGACUGCCUCAGACAUGUACCUGGUAAAGCAAGCCCAAUCAACCCAUCAGAUGCCUUCCACCAGCAGAGAGCACAGAACAGCUUCUUCCCACCCUCAUAUUUUAUCACCUCCGAGCAGACCAAAUCGCAGCUUCCGAGUGAACUACUCCUCACAGACAGGAGCAACCUUCACACUCCCCGCAUCCACACAUCAGUCUGAUCCCACCAAACCUGGGGUCUCUCGUCUUGGAGUUGGCAAGGACAACUCAAGAGAGUCCAAAGUUGUUUAUCAAUUCAAGGGAUCUCAGAGUGACUUGUCAGGUAUAUCAUCUCUUCAUGGUGUACCCAAAUGCCCAGGCUGUGCCCCACCCAUCAACCGCCCAUUGCUCAAUAGCCGUAACUUCUUGUACACGCUGGAGAGAAGUCCGCACACCUGCUCAGAGCACAGAGAACUACACAGACUCAUCAAGCAAGACAUACAUCAGCGGAGGAUGGCUAAGAGUAGUGACAUCUCCCCUGAAUCUACGAGAAGCACAAGGUCCAAUAUUGUAAGAAACCUGAGCAGUGCCACAAGGAGCAGAAAUAGAAGCCCUCUAUCCACUGCAUCUUCCUUUGCAAACAAACGGGAUGGGCAGCACAGAGAGAAAACAAUGAGUUCUAUCUCAAGACGGCGGCGGAGGCGGCAAGAGUUCACGCAGGAAGAGAUCCACAAUCUCAUCAACGGAGUGGCCAAGAAGGGCAAACACUGGAACUGCAUUCUCUGGGCAUACACGUUUGCCCCAGGUCGGACUGCGGUGGACCUCAAAGACAAGUACAGAAGGAUGCAGGCUCAGAAUUAUCCAGGUGUGCUCCCACUUAGCCCCUUUGCAUCCCUCAAGAGCUUCAAGAGACGACAAACUCGCAAGAUAAUCGACCGCACUUGGAGACCUUAAAGCAGGUAAUGAAAACAUCUCCAAGAAUUUCUUGGUUUUCAUUGUAAAAAAUCCCUCAAAGGUAUAUUUUAUAGAGCUAAAUUCUUUUCCCUUCAAUUUAUACAGGUUGUCCCACUAAAAAACCUAACAGUCGAAAACCAAUUAAUAAAGGUAUAUUGCAUGUGGGUUUAGGAAUAUUUUUAAAUUACCUCUUAAAGUCAGAUAACCAAUCUACCAUACAAACUUUAGUUCAUUAAAAUCGAUGCAUUGGAAGAAACGCUAUGCUUCAUCGAACUCAAGGGUUGAGAAUCUUCUUUCCUUGAAAGUGAGAAAGCGCACAUGGUGCUACCGCAACGACUUACCUUGUCAUUACCCUUCACCAUGCAAACCUUCAAAUUGCAGUUAGAGGAACACACAAACGAAUUAUUUCCUUUGUUUAAGAGUUACGUGUGACUUUAUUCUACUGGCUUCGAUAAUAAAAAAGUGGCCCAAGUGGUUUUUCAAGUCCCGUAUUGUGAUUGCUGUAUCUUUUGAACAAAACAUCCUAAUGAAACCAACUAAAAAGCAUUUGGAAGACCAAUUAUUCUACUCGGCAAUACAU
Molecule: messenger RNA, 3815 nt
Organism: Patiria miniata (bat star)
Lineage: Eukaryota; Metazoa; Echinodermata; Asteroidea; Valvatida; Asterinidae
Gene: terb1
Product: telomere repeats-binding bouquet formation protein 1-like
Exons: 19
Coding region: 41-3235 (1064 amino acids)
Biological process (GO): homologous chromosome pairing at meiosis; meiotic attachment of telomere to nuclear envelope
Molecular function (GO): protein binding
Source: RefSeq, a predicted model, not a curated record